Molecule: messenger RNA, 1425 nt
Organism: Nestor notabilis (Kea)
Lineage: Eukaryota; Metazoa; Chordata; Aves; Psittaciformes; Psittacidae
Gene: NOXO1
Product: NADPH oxidase organizer 1
Exons: 7
Coding region: 1-1425 (474 amino acids)
Biological process (GO): superoxide anion generation
Molecular function (GO): protein binding; superoxide-generating NADPH oxidase activator activity; phosphatidylinositol binding
Source: RefSeq, a predicted model, not a curated record
AUGAUGUUUGUGUCUUGGUCAGACCAGACCAACAUUCUCAUCUACCGGACAUUUGAGGACUUCAAGAGAUUCCAUAAAGAGCUGAAGAGAAAAUUCCCCAUCGAGAGUGGCUCACUCAAGAGAUCGGACCGGACACUGCCCAGGUUUAAAGAUGCAAAUGCAAAGCAGAGGAGGAGUGGGAAGCCAGACAGGUGCCUGGAGAUGCUGAAACUGCUGGAAACUUACUCCCAGGAGCUGCUGAAAACAGCUGCAAAGAUCUCCCAGGGUGAAGAUGUGAUUCAGUUUUUCAAGGCACAGACCCAAGACUUAGAUCCCUCCUUUCCUAAGAACAGUGUUGUGAUCAUACCAUCAGACAUCGGAGGGGAGAAGAAAGCCCAGUCACAGCAGCAGCAGCCCUCCUGCAUUACGCUGCCUCAGGCCUCCCAGAGCUACCGCUGCCUCGAAACCUUCGAAACCAAAGACACAAAGAACAAGACUUUCAAAGUCACUAAGAAGGAAAUAGUUGAAGUGUUAAUCAAGGACAUGACUGGGUGGUGGCUAGUGGAGAACGCAGACAAGCAGAUAGCCUGGUUCCCAGCCUCCUACCUGGAAGAGAUUGAUGUCCACAAGGACAUCCAGAAUUCCUUCUGCUUAGACAAGGAGGGCAGCCUGUACUUUGUUGUGAGGGCCUAUGAGUCUCAGGAGGCAGAUGAGCUCUCGCUGAACAACGGAACAAUGGUGGAGGUGGUCAGGAAAUCAGAGGAUGGCUGGUGGCUUAUCCGAUACAACAACUGUACUGGCUACCUGCCCUCCAUGUGCCUCCAGCCCUACAAGAACCCCCACCACAAGCUCCAGACCAUCAUGAACUGCGGGCUCCACAUCUCCACCCCAAACCUCUGCUCCUCCCCGAUGGCUCCACAGCCUCUGGGUGAGCACAGGGUCCAGGUUUGCUCUUCCCUUGACUGUGAAGAGGACCUGAGCUCUCUGAGAAGCAGAUCAAGGUCUCUGCCCAGGGCCAGCUCCACCCCAGACUUGGAGUCAGACAGCACAUCCCUGAGCUCGGGCAGCAGCAGGGAGCGGGAUGGACAGCUGAGCUGGCAGCCUGACUUGUCGAGAUCCCUGCCUGAAGUGGAGCAGACCCGGAGCCCUCCCCUGGGCCAUGCCUUGGCCAUGCACAGCACCAAGUCUCCACGCCUCACCCCCAAGGACAGGAAUGAUUCUGGCUUUGUGGAGUCAUCUGCAGCUGAUCUCAGCUCCUCCCUCACUGAGCCAGACGUGGCCACUUGCGUGCCCAAGGUGCCCGCGCGCCCCUCGGCCCAGGAGAUCCUGCAGAGGUGCAGCACAGUGACCAAGCGCGCGCUGCAGCGCUCCGGGCUCUGCUCCCUGCCUCCAGCUUGUGCUCCAGGAGACACGGAUCUAGCCCUGGGCCAGUCACUCCCUCACUAA